This is a messenger RNA of Pocillopora damicornis (cauliflower coral), 1495 nucleotides long. Its product is annotated as adenosine receptor A3. Gene Ontology annotation, biological process: G protein-coupled receptor signaling pathway. NCBI's taxonomy places the organism in Eukaryota, Metazoa, Cnidaria, Anthozoa, Scleractinia, Pocilloporidae. Gene Ontology annotation, cellular component: membrane. The record is from RefSeq and is a predicted model, not a curated record. Gene Ontology annotation, molecular function: G protein-coupled receptor activity.
UCUUCGCUUCGGUGAACGUGAAUCGAAUCUCGCAUUACACAUCGAUCAUCAAGUGUUGUGUCUCGUUGAAAAUUUGUCAUUUUUGUGAUCUGUCUUUUCGGGUCAACUAUGGCUCAAUUCGAAGCCCAUGAGAACGAUGUAACGGAACAAAUUAAAACAAUCGGGUCCAACGAACCGGCAUCGAAAGGUUGGCAAGCAUUCCAAGUCGUAUUUUGGACGUGGCUGACGGUAGUGACUGUUGUUGGGAAUUCUUUGGUGCUUCUGUGUAUUGCGUUUAAAAAGCGCCGAAAUUCGUCCAUGUUUAAGUUUUAUGGGAGCCUUGCCUUGGGAGAUCUGAUCGUAGGGAUUUUUUGCGCUCCCCUUCUACUAGCAGCAGCAUGCCGCCAGCAGUGGAAGAUGGGAAACGCCUUGUGUUACGCUUACUCCACUGUGAUUUCACUGUCUCUCAACGUCUCCGUCAUGACUUUGUUUCUAAUCAGCUUAGACCGCUUAAACGCCGUUUCAAAGCCUUUCCAGUAUAGAGCAAAAGAAACCUUCACGCAGAAAUGGGCAUUAUGGCUCAUUCUCUUCACCUGGCUACAUUCCAUAUUCUGGGCCGCGGCGCCCUUGGUGGGCUGGGGAGAGAUAAUCAAUGACGAAAUUACCAACUCCUGCAAGCCUAACUGGUCAGCGAAAGGACUCAAAAAUGGUACGUACUCCAUGGGAUUAGCAGUAUUUCCCUUCGCUAUUCCUGUGUUGUCGAUGAUAGUUGUGUAUAUAAUGAUAUAUUAUAGGUCGAAAGUGAGCAAUCGUUUCAUCAGAAAUAGAUCACAGACCUUAGCCGAUGAAGAAAAAAAGCGACGAAAGCAACAAAAUGCUAUAUUACGGACAGUGUUAGUAGUCGUGGGUAUGUUUGUGUUUUGUUGGCUACCCUACACCAUCGCUACCAUUUUCAAACUGUUUUUCCGCGCCCUUCCACCCACGUGGUUAGUUCAUCUGGGUUUAAUGCUUGCCACUGCGAACAGUGCGGCUAACCCCGCGAUAUACUCAGCAUUUGAUAAGAGUAUGCGGAACGAGUUCAAGCGAAUGUUACUCAUUUGUCGCAAAAAACGGGACACGCUAGAAGAGGAUGGGGUGCGAAGUCGGCGAACCAGCUCAAACAUGGCUACGUGGAACAAUACGAUCACAAGAAUAAGCGACGAAGCUGUCAACAAGAUUAUUAAUAAGGAUACGAAGGAGAUGAACGGUAAUAAUUUACCAAGAAAACAAACGAUGACAGACUCUUACAACAAUAUGAUCGAGUUGUUCGUUAAGGACAUCGGUCAAAAAUGGGAAAACCCCUCGAGAGAGACUUGGGUAUAGAUAUCUGUGUUGUGGAUGUUUAUAUGUAAGAACACAUUUGUGAAACAGACAGGGAUCCCCGCCGGAUCCUCACGAAGCCCAUCCUCCAUUUGAUGCGCCGAUCGACAAUCAUCCGAAAUUCACGGAACAUUGGAGUACAUUGACUUCUCCUUAG